CUUGUGUUUCCUAACGAUCUCUCAACCGUUAUAAAUACCCUUUUCUUGUGUUAUGGUUUGUGAAUAAGUCCCUUAAGUCACUAGGAGGAAACUACAAGAGAGUCAUGAAAGGCCUUACCUUCUUCUUCACACCCUUUUUCUCAUUACUUCUCUGUCUUUUAUGCCUCACAUUUAAAACAGAAACUGAAGCUGCAUUGAGAAACGGUGAUGGGGUUUACAUCGUGUACAUGGGAUCAGCUUCCUCCGCAGCAAACGCAUAUAGAGCCCAAAUACUCAUAAACACCAUGUUUAAGAGGAGAGGAAGCGAUAUUGUCCACACAUAUAAACAUGGGUUCACUGGUUUCGCAGCUCGUUUGACAGCAGAAGAGGCUAAAGAAAUAGCCAAGAAACCAGGAGUGGUCUCUGUCUUUCCUGACCCAAACUACCAACUUCACACAACUCAUUCAUGGGACUUUCUCAAGUACCAAACAGCAGUAAAGAUCGAUUCAGGUCCACCUUCAUCAGCAUCUUCAGACGGAUCAUAUGAUAGCAUCAUCGGCGUUCUUGACACAGGGAUAUGGCCAGAAUCAGAGAGCUUCAAUGACAAAGACAUGGGUCCUAUUCCUUCUAGGUGGAAAGGUACAUGCAUGGAAGCAAAAGACUUCAACUCUUCUAACUGUAACAGAAAGAUAAUUGGAGCAAGAUUCUACAAGAACCCUGAUGAUGAUUCAGAGUACUUUACCACAAGGGAUGUGAUCGGUCACGGCUCUCAUGUGUCCUCAACCGCAGCCGGAUCAGCCGUGGAGAACGCUUCCUACUACGGUGUAGCUUCAGGGACAGCAAAAGGAGGUUCACCAAACGCUAGGAUCGCUAUGUACAAAGUAUGCAACCCCGGGGGAUGCACUGGUUCCUCUAUCUUAGCUGCUUUCGACGACGCGAUCGCGGACGGUGUCGAUGUUCUGUCGCUGUCUCUUGGAGCUCCAUCAUACGCUCGCAUAGAGCUGCACACUGAUCCUAUCGCCAUUGGAGCAUUUCAUGCGGUGGAGCAAGGGAUCGUGGUGGUCUGCUCUGCAGGUAACGAUGGGCCUGACGGUGGUACAGUUGUGAAUACUGCACCUUGGAUAAUGACUGUUGCAGCAAACACUAUUGACAGAGACUUAGAGUCUGAUGUUGUGCUCGGCGGUAACAAAGUCAUCAAGGGAGAAGGUAUACACUUUGGAAAUGUUAGUAAAUCUCCUGUGUAUCCUCUGAUUCAUGGCAAGUCUGCCAAAGACGCUGAUGCUUCAGAAGGAACAGCCAGGGCGUGUGAAUCUGGUUCUCUAGAUCAAGAGAAGGUGAAAGGGAAGAUUGUGAUAUGCGAGAACGUGGAUGGAUCAUACUACGCAUCAAACGCUAGGGACGAGGUGAAGAGCAAAGGAGGUAUCGGUUGCAUCUUUGUGGAUGACAAAACAAGAGCUGUUGCUAGCUAUUAUGGCUCUUUCCCUACGACCGUGGUUGACUCAAAGGAAGCAGCUGAGAUCUUCUCCUACCUCAACUCCACCAAAGAUCCUGUUGCAACAAUUCUUCCCACUGUAACAGUUGAGAAGUUCACACCUGCGCCUUCCACUGCGUAUUUCUCUUCCAGAGGUCCUUCAAGCCUCACAAGAAGCAUUCUCAAGCCUGACAUUACAGCACCAGGAGUGGCGAUACUCGCUGCUUGGACCGGAAAGGACUCAAGUAUUUCACUAGAAGGCAAGCCUCCUUCUCAGUUUAACGUCAUAUCAGGAACUUCAAUGGCGGCUCCUCACGCUACAGCUGUUGCAUCUCUCAUCAAAUCACAGCAUCCCACAUGGGGUCCAUCUGCUAUCAGAUCAGCAAUUAUGACAACAGGAAAUGAGAACAAGACAGUGAACAGGACAGUGACCAAUGUUGGUGGAGACGGUGUGGCUGUUUACACAGUCAGCGUGGAGACACCACCAGGGUUUAACAUCCAAGUGACGCCAGAGAAACUACAGUUUACAAAAGAUGGUGAGAAGUUGACAUAUCAGGUGAUAGUCUCUGCUGCUGCUGCUUCACUUAAGAAAGAUGUGUUUGGGGCUCUUACUUGGUCUAAUGCCAAUGGAAACAUAACACAAGAAUUAGAAGCAUUCUUGAAGUUGAGAGCAAUGACGAGAUGCUUCACUGUCACCUUCCUCUUGUUUACGUUUCUUCUUCUGUCUGUGAUCCAAAACUGUGAAUCUGAAGCAAGCAAGUCAGGAGAUUAUAUCAUAUACAUGGGAGCAGCCUCCUCAGAUAGCUCAACAGGCAAUGACCAUGUUGAGCUUAUGAGCUCAAUGUUAAAGCGGAGCGGCAAAACCCCCAGGCACAGAUACAAACAUGGAUUCUCUGGAUUCGCAGCCUAUUUAUCAGAAGAUGAAGCAAGCCUUAUGGCCAAACAACCAGGAGUUGUAUCUGUCUUUCCUGAUCAGAUGAUACCGCUCCACACAACUCGUUCAUGGGACUUCUUGGUUCAAGAAAGUUAUCAAAGAGAGGCUUACUUCACUGAAAUGAACAAUCAACCAGAAUUAGAUGUAGCAGUAGGAGACACCAUCAUCGGCUUCAUUGAUUCAGGAAUCUGGCCAGAGUCACAGAGCUUCGAUGACAGGCACAUGAGUCCGGUCCCAGAGAAAUGGAAGGGGACUUGCAUGAGAGGGAAGAAGACAAAUCCUGGUUCUUUCCGUUGCAAUAAGAAAAUAAUAGGAGCAAGGUACUACAACUCGUCAUUCCUCCUAGACCCUGAUUACGAGACACCAAGAGACUAUAUGGGACACGGCACACACGUGGCGUCGAUAGCAGCAGGGAGGAUCAUCUCUGAUGCAUCCUACUACGGCAUGGCAGGAGGAACCAUGAGAGGAGGAUCACCAACUUCAAGAAUAGCUAUGUACAGAGCCUGCUCAAUCUUGGGAUGCCGUGGCUCCAGCAUACUGGCUGCAUUCGACGACGCCAUCGCAGAUGGAGUCGAUGUUAUAUCCAUAUCGAUGGGACUAUGGCCAGACAAUUUGCUUGAAGAUCCUAUCUCCAUCGGUUCGUUUCAUGCCGUGGAAAGAGGGAUCACUGUUGUUUGCGCCGCGGGAAACUUUGGCCCUGCGAGUCAGUCCGUGGUUAAUGCAGCUCCAUGGAUGAUCACUGUUGCUGCUAGCACUAUCGACCGUGGCUUUGAGUCCAACGUUCUUCUUGGUGGAGGAAACAAAAGCAGAUUGAUCCAGGGGGUUGGAAUAAAUGUUGCCAACAUUGAUACAACUCAAGCUAACCAAAUUAUACAUGGAAGAUCAGCCAAGAAGAUUGAUGCUAAUGAGGAAGCUGCUAGAAACUGUGCGCCUGACACGAUGAACAGGACCAUCGUCGAAGGAAAGAUUGUUGUGUGCGACAAUGAUGUUGGUCAACAGGUGAUCCAAUGGAAAAGUGAAGAGGUUAAGAGACUUGGAGGUACAGGUAUGAUCAUUGUUGACGACAAGUCAAUGGAUCUGUCUUAUAUUGAUCCUUCGUUUCUAGUGACGAUUGUAAAACCAGUGGACGGACUAAGAAUCAUGUCCUACAUCAACUCAACAAGAGAACCAAUUGCAACGAUCAUGCCUACAAGAUCACGAACAGGACAUGACUUAGCACCAUCCAUACCAUCCUUCUCAUCAAGAGGUCCUUACUUACCAGAAGCCUUCUCAAGAGACCUGUUACUGUUACAGCCUGAUAUUGCAGCUCCAGGGGUGAACAUACUAGCAUCGUGGCUAAUCGGUGACUUGAAUGCAGCACCACAAGGCAAGCCACCACCACUCGUCAACAUCGAGUCAGGGACUUCAAUGUCAUGUCCCCAUGUCUCAGGGAUUGCUGCUCGUCUCAAAUCCGAAAACCCUUACUGGACUCCUGCAGCUAUCAGAUCUGCCAUCAUGACAACAGCCGUGCAAACGACCAACACAGGAUCCCAUAUAACUACAGAAACAGGUGACAAGGCCACACCUUAUGACUUUGGUGCUGGUCAGGUUACUGUAUUCGGGCCUUCGUCACCUGGACUGGUUUAUGAAACCGAUCAAACAGACUACCUGAGGUUUCUCUGCUACUAUGGCUUCACUUCAUAUCAGAUAAGAAGGAUGUCAAACCGCAUACCACAAGGUUUUGCUUGUCCUGAACAGAGCGACAAGGAAGACAUAUCUAAUAUCAACUACCCAUCAAUCUCAAUUUCCAACUUCAACGGAGAAGAAAGCAGAAGCGUGAUCAGAACAUUGACAAAUGUUGCAUCACGUCUCAUCGGAGACGAGGAUACUGUCUACACCGUGAGCAUCGAUGCGCCAAAAGGGUUACAAGUCAGUGUUACACCAAGGAGGCUACAUUUUAGGAGGAUAGGAGAUAAACUAAGCUACCAAGUGAUGUUUUCGUCAUCUACAUACACACUUCAAGAAGACGCGUUUGGAUCGAUCACAUGGUCUAAUGGAAUGUACAGAGUUAGGAGUCCGUUUGCUGUAACAAGCAAAGCUGAUGACAGCGAUCAAUGAUAAAAACCUAAUAGAGAGACCACAUAAAAGAAUUUGAUAACCAAAUAGAAUAAAGAGGAUCUUUAGCAGCAAGAACAGUUCUUAAAAUUGGUUCUUAGAAGAAACCAACAGAACUUGUUAGCAGAACAAUUGCAUUAGGUUUUUCUAGAUGAUAAUGACAAACUCCAAACCAAAAGGGAAAAGAAAGAGAAAAAAAAAAACCAAUCAAGAAACUCUCGAAUGUUAAACACAAUCUAAAAGAAGACUAGACUAGAGAUUAGAGUUCCAAGUCACUCGAAGGCCCAUGCGUUCUCCUUGCGAACCUCAGCUUCUUCCUCGGGUGUGUAGUCGUUGACGAUGUUGAAGUGCUUGCGCAUUUCCUCUGGAGUCUUGCCUCUCAUCAUAUCGGCGACGGUCUUGCACGUAAGGUCAAGAAGUCCAGGGAUGUUCAGAUAGUUAGCAGCCUGGAUGAUAUCAAAGAGCGUAGGCUGAUCGACUUUGACGAACUCUUCGUCCCAACUCUUGAGCUCGCUGUUUUCGGCGGUACCACUGAAAUCCUUGUCUCCAGCGUUUGCUUCGGCGGCUGCGUCGACGUGCUUCUUGCAGUACUCGAUAACCUUCGCGAGGAUGGCACUGGUGACGUUCGGAAGAGGAAUUCCGUUACCGGCGCAGUCGUCCUCCACCAUGUGCUUAAUCGUCUGGGACUCGAGCGCGACAGCUUCGUCGACCUCGAACGAUUCGCCGUCGGAGCUCUUGAGGACGAUCUUCUUCGACAUAGUUGAAAGUCUCAAAGACGAGUCAAGAGAGAAGAAUCGGCGUUUGCUUUGAAGCGUGUGAAUGAAUGAAUGACUCGAGGGUUGGGGAAUUGGUGCUUUAUUUAUAGACCUUAUUAAAAAACCAAAAAUCUUAAUUAUAGUUGAAAUUGGUUUCUUCCUUUUUUAACU
Messenger RNA from Thlaspi arvense, 5404 nucleotides. The record is from the annotation of a GenBank genome assembly. Lineage: Eukaryota; Viridiplantae; Streptophyta; Magnoliopsida; Brassicales; Brassicaceae.